UUGUUUUUAAAUAGAAAAAUGCAACAAUUUGUUUCUCAUAUCAACAGAAAAAGGCUCAAUUCACAUGGAAAAGACGAAGAUGAGAAUCCUCUCCAUUGCAAAAUUUGUCUCCAAAUAUUUAAUGAGCCUUAUAGCACAAUCUGUGGACAUACCUUUUGUAGAUCUUUAUUCAACAUUCUCCUCAAUGUCCUAUCUGUGAUACUAAUUUAGAUGUUAAACGGCUAAAAACUUUGUGCCCUAAUUUUACUGUUUCUUCUAUGAUUGAUAAAAUUCUUGUUGACGUUGAAACAAAAAAGGAACAUUGUAAAGGACAUUCGUCUCAAACGGUUACAGGCCAACCAGAUAAUGGCGAUCAGAUCUUACAAAUGAUACAGAAUCAACAACUGUCAUUGGAGUCAGUUCAACGAAUCUCUGAAUUGCUAAAGCGUCGACAAACGGAAUUAGAAUUGAAUAAUCAACAGAUUCAAAAUUUGCUUCUCAAUGACUUAUUUGACCGUAUGAUUGCUAAAAGAGAAAACACAGCAAAAAUAAUUCAAGCCGAAUUGGACACUUUAAAACGGGAUAAACAACAUAUUUUUAAUACGUUAACUAGCCAACUCAGUCCAAGCUCUUUACAACGAUUAGUUCCUGAUAGUAAUCAAGUUAUGCAAUUAUUGUCUGUUGAUCCAUCAUUAUCUAAUACUUCCAACGAUCACUUGGCGCCUUUAGCAGAAGAAAACAAUCUCCGAUCAGACUCGCCUUCGACUCCUCAAGCUCUUCAAUUUCAAGCUAACCUUACAGAAAAAUUGUAUCAUUAUCGACGAAGAAUGUGUCGACAUGUUGCAUCGCUUGAAUCUGCCUAUUUUGGUUCUAAAACCUCUCUCAAUGUUAAUAAGAAUAGCGACAUUAGUUCUUCCCUCGGUAGUGUUUCACAUGCUGAACUUGACGAAUUUUCUGAAACGGUCAAACGACUUUAUCAAUACGGAGAUAUGAAAUUACUUGCAACGUUAAACUAUAAUUUGGAAUCUAACAGCUCUCUUUCUAUCGUCUCUAGUAUUGAAUUUGAUAAAGAUGGAGAAUUUUUCGUAAUCGCUGGAGUGGCCAAGAAAAUUAAAUUAUACAAUUAUGAGGCUAUUGUCAACUUUGAAGGGGAAUUACACUAUCCAUUGGAGCAGCUAAUUUGUAAUUCAAAAAUUAGCAAUAUUUCUUGGAAUCCAUACAAUAAGAACAUGUUGGCAAGCAGUGAUUAUGAAGGGACUGUUCAGCUUUGGGACACUGCAGCUGCCGUUUGCACUCGUACAUUUAAGGAACACGAAAAACGUUGUUGGACAGUUCAAUUCAAUAAUAUUGACCCUCAUUUAAUGGCUAGUGGAAGUGAUGAUGGAAAAGUAAAAUUAUGGGCAUUACAUGCCUCACAGUCUGUUUGUACAAUUGAUGCACGUGUGAAUGUUUGUUGUGUUUAUUUUUCUCCAAAAUAUCGGAAUCAGCUAGUAUUCGGCUCUUCAGACCAUUGUGUACAUCUUUAUGAUAUUCGACAGCCAGGAAAACCAUUGAAUGUCUUUCGUGGUCACAAGAAAGCCGUCUCAUAUGUAAAAUAUGCUAACGAGGACGAAGUUAUCUCUGCUUCAACAGACAGCAAUUUGCGCCUAUGGGACGUUAGCACUGGAAAAUGUCUUCAAACAAUGCGUGGCCAUCAAAACGAGAAAAAUUUUGUUGGAAUGGCAACAGAUGGAAAUCACGUUGUUUGUGGGAGCGAAAACAAUAGACUAUAUCUCUACUACAAAAAAGUCUUCGAUCCCUUGCUUUCAUUCGACUGCACAACCCGCUCUGUGGACAACAUACAACCAACCGCGCCAGAAACGACUACUGGGAAUGCUACCUCAUUUACUAAUCCAUCCCCUUCGUUUUCUGAUCCUGUCCCACCUACACAACACCAUUCAACUAAUGAUUUUGUUUCCGCGGUUUGUUGGAAACGUAAUACAAGUAUUGUCCUGGCUGCUAAUAGUCAAGGACAGACAUUUAUUCUUCAGUUGAAAUGA
This is a messenger RNA of Meloidogyne enterolobii, 2018 nucleotides long. NCBI's taxonomy places the organism in Eukaryota, Metazoa, Nematoda, Chromadorea, Rhabditida, Meloidogynidae. The record is from the annotation of a GenBank genome assembly.